Molecule: messenger RNA, 2333 nt
Organism: Rhododendron vialii
Lineage: Eukaryota; Viridiplantae; Streptophyta; Magnoliopsida; Ericales; Ericaceae
Product: MACPF domain-containing protein NSL1
Exons: 7
Coding region: 257-2080 (607 amino acids)
Biological process (GO): plant-type hypersensitive response; regulation of salicylic acid mediated signaling pathway
Cellular component (GO): plasma membrane
Source: RefSeq, a predicted model, not a curated record
GUGCCAUUGUUCUUCCCUGCGGUCCGCCCCUUAAUUCAGGGCACAUGGCCCAGCCGCCAGCAGGCCUUGACCGGCCAACUCCAUUCACACUCACCAAAACCCAAAAAGCGCCAAAAAUCAAAGUCAAAAUACCAUAAUUUAUCUCUCUCUAUCAAUCCCUAUAUCUGUACACAGUUUCAAUUUUUAAAUACUACUUCUCUCUCUCUCUCAACUCUUUCAACUAAAACCCUAGGCCACUCAAAAAUCCCCUCAAGAAAUGGCGUUCAACAACGCCAAUCGGUUUGACCCUCGAUCAGCGGCGGAGAAGGCCGUUUCGGUGAUCGGAAGCGGGUUCGAUCUCGCCACCGAUCUCCGCUUAUCGGCAUGCAAACCCGGCUCGAGCCUGGUCGAGCUCGAUCAGGCAAGGACCAAGGAUCUGGUCGUGCCCGGUGGGGUCGUGGUGUCGAAUGUAUCAGCGUCGAUAAAGUGCGAUAAAGGGGAGCGGACGAGGUUCCGGUCUGAUGUUCUGUCUUUUAAUCAGAUGUCUGAGCAAUUCAAUCAAGAGUUGGCUUUAUCUGGUAAAAUACCAUCUGGCCUUUUCAAUGCAAUGUUCAACUUCAGGGGAUGUUGGCAGAAGGAUGCAACUACCACAAAAAGUCUUGCUUUUGAUGGUUGGUUUAUUUCUCUAUACAAUAUUGAGUUGGCAAGAUCACAAAUAAUACUAUCUGAGCAUGUGAAAAAAGAAGUUCCUGCCUCAUGGGAUCCUGUUAUCCUUGCUGAGUUUAUUGAGAAAUAUGGUACUCAUAUUGUUGUUGGGGUAAAGAUGGGAGGUAAAGACGUUAUUCAUAUUAAGCAGCUUCAAAGUUCAAGUCUUCAGCCAACAGAAGUGCAGAAAUUGUUGAAAGAAUCAGCUGAUAAAAGAUUUUCUGAAGAUGGAAGCUGCGCAUCGAACAGUAAUAAAUUAUCAGGAAACAAGAAGGAUGGAAAUACCGUCAUUUGGGAUCGUAAUUCACCUUUUAUGACUUCACUUGUACCAACCAUAACUUCUCUCUCAAAGAAUGACGAUAUGUUCAGCAUUCAAAUCCGAAGGGGAGGAAUUGAUAGCGGCCAAAGUCAUAGUCAGUGGCUUUCCACUGUAUCACAGUCACCGAAUGUCAUAUCGAUGUCCUUUGUGCCUAUAGCUUCGCUAUUAAGCGGUGUUCGCGGUAGUGGAUUCCUAAGCCAUGCAAUUAAUCUCUACCUUCGAUAUAAACCACCUAUAGAGGAACUCCAUCAAUUCCUAGAAUUUCAGUUACCUCGACAAUGGGCUCCAGUAUACGGCGAUCUUCCACUUGCACCUCGACACAGAAGACAAGUGUCUCCAUCGCUUCAAUUCACACUUAUGGGCCCCAAGCUUUAUGUUAAUACCUCAAAGGUUGACUCAGGAAACCGGCCAGUGACAGGGAUCCGUUUAUACUUAGAAGGUAAGAGGAGUGACCAUUUGGCAGUCCAUUUGCAACACCUCUCAAGUCUUCCCGAGAGCCUCCAACUCUCAGACGACCCCACUCUUGAGCCAAUCAACGAGCCAAUCGAACGAGGUUACUUUGAACCCGUGAACUGGAGCAUAUUCUCUCACGUGUGUACUGCUCCAGUACAACUCGAGGGAGCGAGAAUCGAUGAUUCUGCUUCCAUCGUUACAAAGGCCUGGUUUGAAGUAAAGACAGUUGGAAUGAAGAAAGUGCUGUUCCUGAGGCUGGGAUUCUCUGCGGUGGCAUCUGCAAGGCUUCGACGGUCAGAGUGGGACGGCCCCACAACCUCGUCUCGGAAGUCAGGGUUUAUGUCGAUGUUGAUAAGCUCGACGUUCACUGCCGGAAUGACUCCAGUUGAGAAGCCCGCCAAAGUGGAUUUGAAUUCCGCGGUUUAUCCUGGGGGUCCACCUUUGCCGAGAAGAGCACCAAAGUUGAUGCAUUUUGUGGAUACAAAGGAAAUGGUGAGGGGUCCAGAGUGUCUACCGGGGCAUUGGGUAGUCACUGGAGCGAAGCUCUGUGUAGAGGGUGGGAGGAUCACGAUCAAAGCGAAGUACUCGUUGCUGGCAAUGAUUCUAGAGGACUCUUUAAUGUGAGGAAGUUAAAAUGCGGACGCACAUUUUUUUUUUUUUUUUGUUACCCUUUCCAAUUGUAUUGUGUUGCACAAGCCGCGCUGAUUUUUUUGUAAAGUAAUAGGAGUAUUCAAUUUUUAUCAGUUCCUGUCGCGGUGUAAUAUAGUAAGUAGUUUUGGUUGAUUUCUGACGCUACUAACAGAUCUGUGUAUCAGCCAUAUUAUUGUUCAACACUGUUAAAUGAAUAUAUAUCCAUCUCAGCUGACAGUUUUGAGUA